Osmia bicornis bicornis is the source of this 7366-nucleotide messenger RNA. RefSeq names its product C2 domain-containing protein 5. Gene Ontology annotation, cellular component: plasma membrane. The record is from RefSeq and is a predicted model, not a curated record. Gene Ontology annotation, molecular function: calcium-dependent phospholipid binding; calcium ion binding. Lineage: Eukaryota; Metazoa; Arthropoda; Insecta; Hymenoptera; Megachilidae. Gene Ontology annotation, biological process: positive regulation of D-glucose transmembrane transport; protein localization to plasma membrane; intracellular protein transmembrane transport.
GAGGAAGUGGUAAAAUAAUCACGAUAGUCACUGACGAGUAGAAUUUGGAAGAUCUGAACCUUAUUUGCAUACAACUUUAACUUCAGAAUACUUAUUAAAAAAAAUAAGCAAUAAACUGUUCAAGCAUAACAUGAAUAACAAAAUUAUUGUAUUGUUCAAUUAACAUUUAUAUAAAUUAACAAUUGCUCUGAGUUAUUGUAGUGCAGGUAUCCGAACACCUUGUCAAAUAACUUUGUUUCUUAAAAGAAGCCGCCAGAAAUUAUAAUAACAAUGUUUUAUGUUUGUUAAACGUUAUGAUUGAUUAAAACUGCUGAAUGAGUAAAAUUAUAGAUCUUAAAAUGUAUCAUUUUCGUACUCUCCUUUAACCUAAAAUAGAAUAUGAGGUAUAUAAGAUCGAAAAUCUAUGAUAUUUUAUGUUCAAAGUGAGAAAACGUAGAAUUUCCCUAAGGAGCAAUAAUCUGGGCGAGAUCCAAUUCCAAUUAUAAUGUUGUUGCAUAUAAUAUUCGGAUUUCAAACGUAACUGGUAAAAUAACACGUAAUGCAAUAAUAGAUGAAGAAAAUUAAACGGUGGUGAAGCAAUCGAUAAAGUUAUUGGUUAACAUCGUUUCAAAUUAUUUAUGACAAUUUAUUAUAUUCUUUAGAGAAAUUCUGUGAAGACAAAGGGUACGCAAUGCAUCAUUUUAAAGAUCUGAUAGUAAACAAAUGUCAGCAUAACGCUACAUAACAUUUUAAUUGCAAUUUAUGUUAAAAUGACUAAUGCAAUAUUAAUACAUAAUUACUACAUGCAAGUUUUUACAUACUAAUAUUGCAAAUAACUCAAAUGAUUAUGAAGCGAUAACGUAUAUUAAAAUUCAUGAAUCGUUCUGACAGAAGGAUUAAUUGAAACAAGACUUCGUCACAAUGCCGGGUAAAAUAAAAGUAAAAGUAUUGGCAGGGCGCAAUUUACCCGUAAUGGAUCGCUCAGGCGAUACAACGGAUGCAUAUGUAGAAUUAAAAUUUGGCAAUAUAACGUACAAAACCGAUGUAUGCCGAAAAUCCCUGAAUCCUCAGUGGAAUUCAGAAUGGUAUAGGUUUGAGGUUGACGAUUCUGAAUUGCAAGAUGAACCAUUGCAGAUUAGAUUAAUGGAUCAUGACACGUAUUCUGCAAAUGAUGCGAUAGGCAAAGUUUAUAUAAAUUUAAAUCCAUUGUUGCUACCUGGAGUACCUCCUACUGUUAAAAACAUUUGGACGUUAGAGGCAGCUAUGAAUACCAAUACCGGUUCUCAGAGUGGUUCAGUCAUGACUGGAUGGAUACCAGUGUACGAUACAAUGCAUGGUAUUCGCGGUGAAGUUAACAUUAUUGUUAAAGUAGAAUUGUUUUCAGAUUUUAAUAAAUUCAGACAAUCCUCGUGUGGAGUACAAUUUUUUUAUUCACCAAAUAUACCUCACGGAUAUCAUACUCAAAGUAUUCAUGGUUUUGUAGAAGAGCUAGUUGUAAGUGACGAUCCAGAGUACAAGUGGAUUGAUAAAAUAAGAACACCCAGAGCUUCCAAUGAGGCCAGGCAAACUUUAUUUUUUAAAUUAAGCGGAGAAGUUCAAAGAAAAAUUGGAUUAAAAGCUUUGGAUCUUGGUGGGAACGCUGUUAUAGGAUACUUACAAAAUUUCGAUUUGGAAGGUGAAUCUGGUAUUGUAGCUCGGGGUAUAGGUACAGCUGUUACCCUUGUGAAGCUACACGAUACCUUAACUUUUUCAUCUGACAAUAUUGAAGAGGCAUACUUUUCACAACACAAAGCACAAAAGGAAUGUACAGGACUGAAUGAGAGUAUGUCAUUAUAUUCCGUCUCUCCUGCGAACAUCCCUGAUCCUCAUAUCAUGAAUACGCGAGUCACCCGCAAGAAACACAACCUACCAUAUCGUAUAAGGGCAUUAAGAAGUCCUAAACGAAUUGUAAGAGUGACAAAAUACUCAUGCUAUGAAUUGAAAGGCAGAAAGAACAAAGAAUCGUCAUCAGAAGCAAGUAGUUUAAAGACAGCUUCCGUUUCUUAUCCGGCUUUAACUGAAUCAGUCGUCCAGGAUGCAUCUAUUAGAAUGAUGUUGGCUCUGGAAGAUGAAAGAGGAGAAAGUAGUAAAAUAUUGAAUGUUCGCAUGAGAAAGUUAAAGAGAUUGUUUAGUUCGAGCGAUACAGAUGCUAAAAGUAGUAAUCCUCUUUUAAAUACUUCAGCUAGAUCUUCUAUAGUGAGUACAUAUAAUCCAUAUAAAGAGAAUUUAUUGAAAAAUGAUAAAGCUAAGACGGGAGUAGCUGCGCUUUUGAUAAAAACAAUACAUAGUGUACCUUUGGAGAAUGUUAAAGAAGACAAUGAAAUAUCAACGACACCUACUAAUAAUAUAAAGGAACAUGAAAAUCAGAUGAAAGUAGAUACUGGUACAAAUAAAAUUGUCAAGUCAGAAGUAAAAGUAAAGGAAGAUCAUGAUUCUUCAUUUGAAGAAAAUACAUCUACUUCUAAUAAUCUGUCAGAUGAUUCUUCACUUGAUAGUACUAGUUACAAUAUUUUAAAUGAUACAAAGUUUUCGACCGAUGAAGAAUUAGAAGCAAGUAACGUAUUAACGAAGAAGCUUACUAGAACUAAUAGUUUUCCUCAAAUGAGAGCAAAAUCGCUAAAAAUUAGAUUGCAAAAUAUAGACAGCGACACGUGCCCUCUUCACGAAAGCAGUACACCUACACUGUUUAAAUGUUUAUCCAUGAAUCAAAUAUCAUAUGAUUCAGAAUUUUCUAUGAAUUCACGAAUAAAGAAAAACGAACAUGUAGGAACAAUGACUGCAAAUGAUGUUGUAUCCGAGUCCAUUGCAGGUUCAUCAGAAUUGAAUAAAUACAUAAAUAACAAACCUUUGCAAUAUCAACAAAAUAUACACAGUUCACAAGAUUCUAAUUUUCCAUUGGCGACGAGUACUCCGGAGGAAAUUCGUCCUCCCUUUUUUCUAGAAACUCAAUCUAAAUUUACUAUUCAUCCUACCGAUUCUGAGAAAUGCGAUACAUCUAAAGAAUACACCGUAAUCACUAUACCAGAAAACAAUGAAAAUUAUAUACUCGAUAAUACUGAAUAUGAUACUUCUACCGAUUUGAAUAAUACCAAACACAGUGAUUUAUUGUAUGCUGAUGAUUCUGAAGUAUCUGUCUCAGCAUAUUCUCUAUUGCAAAGUGCAAGUGAUACUGAAAGUAGAGAUAAGAAGAUAAUGUUUAAAAAGAUAGAUGAAGAAGUAGACAAUGAAAAGUUGGAAGAACAAAAUAUAAGUUUAUCAACACAAUCACUCCCAUCUUUAAAACAGUUUCAAGUAUCUACUGUAGAGUCCAGUGCAAAAGAAGAUAUGAACAGUAGAGUCAGUAUAGAAUCAAAAACUUCGUCUAGUGCUGAAAGUUUAAUACAGUCGUCGAGUAAUGAAAUAUACGAUGUAGCACACCAGAAUAGACAGCGUCGCAUGUUAGAUUUAAUUAACAUAAUUGAUACAAAGAUGAUGGUACAACCAGAACAUUUAAACCAUAACAGUGGUGGUCGAUUUAGAAUGAAGAAACGAGACAAAGUAUAUAAGAAUUUUAAUCCUGAGGAUUUAAGGAAAACUUUACACAAUCAGUUUUUAAGAAAACAUAUUCGGAAUUAUAAACAAGCAGAAGUUAUGCACUCGUACCAAUUUCCUUUAAACGAAUCUGUACCAACAUCAAUUACACCUGAUUCCUCUUCCUGUAACUCCUCUCUAGAGAAUAUAAUCAUUCAACCACAUUUAUGCAGAACUGAGUCGUAUCAUUUAAACGAAGGCUUUUUCACCAAAAGAUCUACAGCUGAUUUAAAAUUUCAUGAAAUUGCUGCCAGAGAAUUAACUGCAGAUACUCCUAGCAGCGAUUCACUUAAAAAUCAUAGCGGUAUAAUAGAAAUGAAAGAACUAAAGCCAAAUGAUACUAACAUUUCAAUCUCACCUACAUCUGUAGAUCAUGCGGUACAUAAUAGUCAUAGCAUUUGUAAUAUAGAAGACGUAUCGAGUCAUAACGAGUCUACUAAUAUUACUAACACUGCUAACUCGUGUGUGUCCUAUCCUUCUCCCAAUCAUAGGCAACAGGACGAGGCAUCUUUGAGUCCAUCUUACCCACUUCCGGCUGUUCCUUCUAUGGUCUCAAAAGUAUGUCAGUUACCAACAACUAAGGCACAACCUACUGUAUCAUUGCAUCGAAGAUCCAGUGAUUCUGAUUUGAGCAUUACUCCAAAAGGUAAUUCUUUUGGCACAAAUGAUAAAUCAAUGACUGGAUUAUUAAAAACAUCAACUGCUGUUAUAAGAACUAUGAAUCAGGAUGCAUUUGAAAUGUUAGAGUAUCCAUUUAUCACAAUGCAACAGUAUCCACCAGGAUUUAUUCUUCAUAUUGGUGGCCUUGUAAGUUCAAGGUCAGUGAAGCUUCUAGAAAGAAUUAGCAAUUUGGAAGAACCUGAGAGUCGUGAUUCCUGGUGGAAAGAGGUCAGAAUGGAAGUUAGAUCACAUGCAAGAGCAUUAGCCUGUAAUGUCGUUAUUGGAUACAGAGAAGAAACUAGUAUUUGCGAUGACGUCUGUGUACUGAAUGCUUAUGGCACUGCAGCAGUAAUCAAUUUUCACAAUCCCAGUCAGGAUUCAGACAAUGUUUUUGUCAGCAGCAAAGGACAGUUAGGUUCAGGUACAAAUUCUGCGGAGACAGAAAAAGCUCAACAAAAAUCGGUACCUAUAAAAGUAGAAAAAAGUGAUACCGAUACGUCCGUGCCUACUUCAACGAAUCAAACUAUCAAAGUAAGGCAUAUAUCAGAGAGUAAAGAUCACGAGGUUCAAUUUUACAGUAAAUGUAGUUUGUGCCAUUUGGCAUAUAACGAGGCAAGUGUACCGUUUCGCGUGAACGUUUCAAAGUGUUCUGUUUGUAAGCGUGCCAGAGUACCGGAUGUGAUGUUUACGACUAUAGAAUUACCGGAUAAUCUAUCGACAACAGGAAGAGGAUGUAUCAUACAAGCUACCGCGUGUAAAGCCAAGAAAGAUCUUAGAGGAGAACUGAAUGCCAAAGAGAUUUCAGACUGCUUGCCAUUCCUGGAAUACGAAUUGCACAGUUUACUUUUAAACAAGCUGAAAGUGAAAGGAAUGAACGCGAUAUUCGGUUUGAAGUUACAAGUCUCUGUUGGAGAACGACUGAUAAUUGGCAUGGCUGUAGGUACUGCCGUUUUUGUAACCGCAUUACCUACACCGUCCAUUCCGCAGAUCGCAUCUGGAAAUUCUUGGCAUAAAGAGGAACAGUUAGCAGAGAUCCAGAAGACUUUAGUGGAGACUGUUAAACAGAACAGAGAGUUUUAUCGACUUAAACCAGCUGUAGACGUUGAAAAUGGACGAGUUACAACAUCCGACACCGAUGAAUCGGACGAUGAAUUGCCUGAUUUAGACUUUGGCGUAGGUCCAAGAGAUACGUGUGUAUUAGAAGUAGACGACAUCGAGGAUAUGGAUAGAAUUUCUUUACUGAUGGACGAUCGACCACCUGAAGAUUUUCAUGUAGUAAAUACUCAAACAAUUCCUGGUCUAGACGAAUUGGAGAUUGUAAGAAAUUUACAGAUGUUCACUCAAAUCUCAAGAACAAAAAUUCCUGCUGGACAAUUUGCAUCUAUGCCUUCAAAGUAUUUCACCAAGUUACUACAGUCAGUAUACUUUAAGUUAAGAAGAAUGAUUCCCUGUGCACUAUGUGAUAUGCAAUUUAAAUUGGCACUACCCGAACCAGAUGAGAUACAGUUUACAGUAAUCGGUAUGGCUCUUGGGUUAGGAGAUCCUGUAAAAAUGAACAAACUGAAAAAGAAACCAAUGAGCCACUCUGUGAGCAAAGAUCAAGUUAAAAAAUCAGAUGACAGUGAUAUGAUAUUUAAUAUUGACGUAGAUCAUACCGAAAUUUCAUCAGACAAUGCAUCCAGUAAUAAUUUCUCCUCUGGUCUAAUUUAUACGCCAUCACUGAAAUUGCGAACGCGAUCGCCUUUGCGUUCAAAACAUCAAACAAUAUACAAACAUAAACAUGUGCCUUUAAAGGGAAGAUACGGCGUGGACAUAACACCUUUGUCUUAUUUACCUGGUGGUCGUAUCGAGAGGUAUCUAGGAAAUUUAAAUUUCUUCUUCAUUCGUGAGAGCACAUCUAUCAGAGAAAAUGGUGGUUUAAGUGGGUUUACGCACAGUUUCGUAAUGGAAGUAUUAGCAAUUGUUCGCGCACAUAUAACAGCAUUGGGAGGAAAUGCAAUGGUAGCAUUUUUCAUGACUAAAUGUGUGCUUCUUCACAGUCCUCACAAAAACCAAGGUCAGUGUCUGAUCAAUGUCGGUGGAGAUGUGGUAUCCGUGUCGUAUUUUACGGAUGAGAAACAAGGUGGAGCUUCAAAUUGCUGACCCCAACCUCCACAUUCUGCGCCUCCAUAGCUACAAUUACACUCCGAGAAGCAACGGCGAAAAUUUGACUUCUCACUGAUCGACGAAGCUCGUUAAUCGUUUUGGAUGGAUCGUAUCUCAUUACCCUGUGAUAGAUUAGGGCUUGUAAAUAAUCGAGUUUCUAGUUUAUAAAUAUUGUAAUUCUUUUAAGCCGUGAAACCUUGAUCAAAAUAGAGAUGCUUAUGGAAACAUGUAUGUACUUUCAGUCGAUCGGCUUUUAUGUAAUGGUACAAUAAUUGUGUUAUAAAACGCACAUAAUUCUAGGGACACAUAUCGAGGAUUCUAAAGCUGCUUUGACAAUUAGGUGCCUUCAGAAUUGUACAUAAAGUUUGCGAACGAUUUUUCAAUUUGUUUCUUGUUGUUGCUAGCAAACUGUAUGAUUCAGGCAUCUGAAAGGUGUUUAAUUCUUUGUUCGAUCAAAAAAAAAAGUAGAUGUUUUGUUAAAGUGUAAUAUUGAGUUUGGAUAAUUACUGUAGAGUGUUCCCACGAAUCGAGCAUAGUUUGUCGAUUUUAAAGAAGAAGGUAUAAGCAUGAUAAUUGAUGUUAAUGUGAAUGGAUGUUAGCCUCCUUUGGAAUAUGGUAAAAAUCGGUGUUGAUGAUGUGUGAAAAUAUUCAAGAAUCUGGAAUUGUUUGUGAUUCUGUAGAUAAUAGAGUGACGAAAGAUCAUGCAAGCAAUCUCCAUGGAAAAUGGAAAAAUAAUUUAAAUUUUGCAAUUUAUAUCCUUGUAAGAUUGUUGAAUUUGUUUUCUUUUCUUUAUAGAAUACGAUUAGAUAAAGUACGGCUCACAAAGUACCUUGUACAAUUGAAUUAUUAUGCGUGCAUGUGCAAUCCUUUACACUCAAUUGUUGUUUCCAAAUAGUCACUCUUGUUUAUCUUUACGAUCUAACAAUUAUUGUACAAACAUUAAAUCACACGAUGAAUGUGCAUUGUAAAAUCA